Malus domestica (apple) is the source of this 2823-nucleotide messenger RNA. Its product is annotated as U-box domain-containing protein 44-like. The record is from RefSeq and is a predicted model, not a curated record. Lineage: Eukaryota; Viridiplantae; Streptophyta; Magnoliopsida; Rosales; Rosaceae. Gene Ontology annotation, biological process: protein ubiquitination. Gene Ontology annotation, molecular function: ubiquitin-protein transferase activity; protein binding.
GCCACUCGCCAGCCUGGUUUAGAAGGCUUGUAGUGGGGUCGGGAGGCGGGUGAAGGUCUGCUCUGCUCUGCGUCACACACAGAGAAGCUGGGAGAGCGGAGAUGACUAUUCUCAUAAAUAGGAGGAUUUAGGUCAGAUGGCUGACAGUUGGCAUGGAAACUAUGAUACUGGCAGUCAGUCAGAUGACAGCCAUAAGUUUGAGAGAAUGCACAUAGAGCCUAUUUAUGAUGCAUUUUUUUGUCCUUUAACGAAGCAAGUUAUGCGUGAUCCUGUUACCUUAGAAAACGGUCAAACAUUUGAGCGAGAAGCAAUUGAAAAGUGGUUUAUGGAAUGCAAGGAGACUGGAAGGAAGUUGGUCUGCCCACUGACACUACAAGAAUUGCAAAGCACUGAGCUAAAGCCUAGCAUAGCGCUGAGGAACACCAUUGAAGAGUGGAAUGCUAGAAAUGAAGCUGCUCAGCUUGAUAUGGCUCAGUCGUUGAAUCUGAGCAGCUCAGAAAGUGAAGUUCUUUUCGCCUUGAAGUUUGUCCAGCAAAUCUGCCAAAACAGAUCAAGUAAGCACGUUGCACGCAAUGCAGGGCUGAUACCUAUGAUAGUUGACAUGUUGAAGAGCAGCAGUCGUAAAGUAAGGUGUAAAGCCUUGGAAACCCUUAAAACAGUGGUGGAGGAGGAUUCCGAUAAUAAGGAAAUAUUGGCUGAUGGGGACACGGUACGAACUAUAGUGAAGUUCUUGUCUCACGAGCAAUCCAAAGAGAGGGAGGAAGCUGUAUCUUUGCUGUAUGAACUAUCCAAAUCUGAAGCCUUAUGUGAGAAGAUUGGUUCAAUUAAUGGAGCGAUUCUUAUUUUGGUUGGAAUGACAAGCAGCAAAUCAGAUAACAUUUUGACUGUUGAGAACGCUGACAAAACACUGGAGAAUCUAGAGAAGUAUGAGAACAAUGUGAGACAGAUGGCUGAAAAUGGUAGACUGCAGCCUCUUCUGACACAAAUUCGUGAAGGCCCUCCAGAAACCCAACUUUCAAUGUCUAAUUUCCUUGGUGAGUUAGUUUUGGACAACGAUGUAAAGGUCCUAGUGGCUAAAAGUGUUGGUUCAGCUUUGAUCAAUAUCAUGAGAAGUGGUAAUAUGCAGUCAAGAGAAGCAGCUUUGAAAGCUCUCAACCAAAUUUCAUCUUGUGAGGCGAGUGCCAAGGUACUGAUAGAAGCAGGAAUACUUCCGUCUCUGGUCAAAGAUCUCUUUACCGUUGGGACUAACCAGCUUCCUAUGCGACUGAAAGAGGUUGCUGCAACAAUUCUUGCUAAUGUUGUUAGCUCGGACUAUGAUUUUGAUUCGAUCUUGGUUGGACCUGAUCAGCAAACGCUAGUCUCCGAAGACAUUGUCCAUAACCUACUACAUCUCAUUAGCAACACUGGACCAGCAAUCGAGAGCAAGCUUCUCCAGGUUCUUGUUGGACUCACUAGCUCUCCUUCAACUGUUCUGAGUGUUGUUGCCGCCAUUAAAAGCUCCGGUGCCAUUAUUAGUUUGGUGCAGUUUACUGAGGCUCCACAAAAGGAAUUGCGUGUGGCUUCCAUUAAACUUCUCCAGAACCUCUCCCCACAUGUGGGUCAGGAGCUAGCUGAUGCCCUACGUGGCACAGUGGGCCAACUUGGAAGCCUAAUUAAAGUCAUAUCAGAAAAUAUUUCAAUCACUGAAGAGCAAGCAGCAGCCAUUGGCCUCUUAGCUGAACUUCCGGAGAGGGAUCUAGGCCUUGCCAGGCAAAUGCUAGAUGACGGUGCCUUUAAGCUGAUACAUUCUAGAGUAGUUAAAAUCCGCCAAGGGGGGAGUAAGGGUGGCCGCUUUGUGACGCCAUUUUUAGAAGGACUUGUACGAGUUCUAGCAAGGGUUACGCUUGUGUUGGCCGAUGAGCAAGAUGCAGUCGCUCUGUGCCGUGAACUUAAUCUUGCUACACUUUUCAUUGAACUUGUACAGGCCAAUGGACUGGAGAAUGUGCAGAUGAGUUCAGCAGCUGCAUUGGAGAACUUAUCACAAGAAUCCAAAAAUUUGACAAGAUUGCCCGAGUUGCCUACACCUGGUUUCUGUGCUUCAGUUUUUCCAUGUUUUAGCAAACAACCUGCCAUAAAUGGAUUGUGUCGGCUUCAUCGUGGGACGUGUUCACUUAGAGAAAGUUUUUGUCUCCUGGAGGGACAUGCUGUGGAAAAGUUGGUAGCUCUUCUCGACCACACAAACGAGAAGGUGGUUGAAGCAGCACUUGCAGCACUCUCUACUUUGUUGGAUGACGGGGUUGAUAUUGGACAAGGGGUUAUGGUGUUGUGUGAAGCAGAGGGUGUGAAGCCUAUUCUUGACGUGUUGUUAGAGAAACGGACAGAGAAUCUGAGGAGGAGGGCAGUCUGGGUAGUUGAAAGACUAUUGCGGAGUGAUGAGAUAGCCUAUGAAGUUUCUGGAGAUCCGAACGUGAGCACCGCACUUGUUGAUGCCUUCCAGCAUGGUGACUAUCGAACGCGGCAGAUUGCUGAACAUGCCCUGAAGCACGUUGACAGGUUACCAAACUUCUCUGGUGUCUUUCCGAACGCAGGAUAGGCAUCUUCCGGUGGUUUUUAUUGUUAUAGUUUGCGAAGGUGCAAUUGGAGGAGGGUACAUAUUUGUUGUAUACAGAUUUUUUCUUUCAUUUGUUUUUAAGGGUGGUGGUGUGUCCAUCGACUUGGGUCUGUUAAUGAACUGCUUCUUGUGUAGAAUUCCCAAGGAAAAUUCUGUUUACGCUCAAGUUUCGUCUUUGGACACCCCACUUCUUUGGACGCUUAUAUAUAAAUUUAGAAGGUGCUUUUUGGAUA